GGCUGCUCCGCUCCUCCUCCUCCUCCUCCAUCCCCGGCGGCCGAGCGGCCGGGCCGGGCCAGGGCGGCGGCGGCACGUGCGCGGACGGGAUGGAGCUGGAGGAGCUGGGCAUCCGCGAGGAGUGCGGCGUGUUCGGCUGCAUCGCCGCGGGCGCCUGGCCCUCGGAGCUGGACGUGCCUCAUGUCAUCACGCUGGGGCUGGUGGGGCUACAGCACAGGGGCCAGGAGAGUGCCGGAAUCGUGACAAGUGAUGGAGAAUCAGCCCAGGCAUUCAAAGUGCAUAAGGGAAUGGGUCUUAUUAAUCAUGUGUUCAGUGAAGACAGUCUGAAGAAGUUGUAUGUUUCAAACCUUGGAAUUGGCCACACAAGAUACUCUACUUCGGGGAUCUCGGAAUUGCAGAACUGUCAGCCUUUCGUUGUAGAAACGCUUCAUGGGAAGAUUGCUGUGGCACACAACGGUGAAUUAACAAAUGCUGUAAGACUUAGGAGAAAGCUGAUGCGACAUGGUGUGGGGCUGUCAACAAGUUCUGACAGUGAAUUAAUCACCCAGCUGCUGGCAUUUACCCCUCCCCUAGAGAAUGAUGAUACAGCUGAUUGGGUAGCAAGAAUUAAAAAUUUAAUGAAUGAAACCCCUACUUCAUAUUCAUUGCUACUUAUGCAUAAAGAUAUAAUCUAUGCAGUACGUGAUCCUUAUGGGAAUCGUCCACUUUGCAUCGGCCGUCUCGUUCCAGUAGGUGACAUGAAUGGAAAAGGGAAGGAUAACAGGGAAACAGAAGGAUGGGUGGUCUCCUCCGAAUCCUGUAGCUUUUUAUCUAUUGGUGCAGAGUAUUAUCGUGAAGUCCUACCUGGAGAGAUUGUGAAAAUAUCCAGAUAUGAUGUCCAAACACUUGAUGUUGUGCCAAGACCUGAAGGAGAUGCCUCAGCAUUCUGUAUAUUUGAAUAUGUUUAUUUUGCAAGGCCUGACAGCAUCUUUGAAGGUCAAAUGGUUUAUUCAGUUAGGAGAAGAUGUGGUCAGCAGCUUGCUAUUGAAGCACCAGUGGAAGCAGACCUGGUUAGCACUGUUCCAGAAUCUGCAACACCAGCAGCAUUGGGUUUUGCACAAAAGUGUGGACUGCCGUACAUUGAAGUACUCUGUAAAAAUCGAUAUGUGGGAAGAACUUUUAUUCAGCCAAAUAUGAGGUUGAGACAGCUUGGUGUGGCAAAAAAAUUUGGAGUCCUGUCUGACAACUUUAAAGGCAAACGAGUAGUUCUCAUCGACGACUCUAUUGUGAGGGGCAAUACUAUCUCGCCCAUUAUCAAACUGCUUAGGGAAUCUGGUGCUAAAGAGGUGCAUAUCCGUGUGGCUUCACCUCCUAUACGAUUUCCUUGUUAUAUGGGAAUAAAUAUUCCAACAAAAGAAGAACUCAUUGCAAACAAACCUGAAUUCCAUGAUCUUGCAAACUAUAUAGGAGCAGACAGUGUGGUUUAUCUUUCUGUUGAAGGCUUGGUGUCAUCUGUGCAAGAAAGUAUUAAAGCCAGGCAAGAAAAUGAAAACCACCUUAAAACCAACAAGUCGCGUGUUGGAAAAAUUGGUCAUUGUAUAGCAUGUCUCACUGGAGAAUACCCUGUAGCGCUCGAAUGGUGAAAUUUUAAUGCACAAGCAACCAUGCUAAACCAUGGUUUUACCUAAUAGCAUAUAACAUUCUCUUAGGUUUAGCAAACCACUUGAGGCCUAUUAUGUCUGUCUGAUUGCUGUAACUGAAAUAAAUCUUUACAGUUGUCCAAUAACUUCUUGGUGAUAACCAUAUAAGUACCUAAAUGGAGAAAAUAUAAAAUUAGGCAGAUCUGAUUAACAGCAUUGCCUUUUUGACAUGUGACAUUGUAUAAACCAAAAUAUUUUCAAAUACAUAGCUGUUCCAGCUGAACAGUUUUUUUUAAACCUUG
This is a messenger RNA of Alligator mississippiensis (American alligator), 1921 nucleotides long. It is a transcript of the gene PPAT, whose product is annotated as phosphoribosyl pyrophosphate amidotransferase. Gene Ontology annotation, biological process: purine nucleobase biosynthetic process; purine nucleotide biosynthetic process. The coding region runs from base 90 to 1622 and encodes 510 amino acids. NCBI's taxonomy places the organism in Eukaryota, Metazoa, Chordata, Crocodylia, Alligatoridae. The record is from RefSeq and is a predicted model, not a curated record. The transcript is spliced from 11 exons. Gene Ontology annotation, molecular function: amidophosphoribosyltransferase activity.